UGCUGCCAGCCAGGGGCGGACAUGUUGGGGCGGCCUGAUAGAGGACAGUACGGCAUUAAUUUCUGAUUUUAUCGGUUAAAGUAGCGGCAAAACAGUCACGGGACAUCAUGGAUGCCGUCAACGCUUUUAAUCACGAGUUAUUUUCUUUGAUGGACUCUAAGCCUCCCAUCUCGAGGGCCAAGAUGAUCGCUAUCACCAAAUCUGCCAUUAAAGCCAUUAAAUUAUACAAGCAUGUUGUCCAAAUUGUUGAAAAAUUCAUAAAGAAGUGCAAGCCUGAGUACAAAGUCCCGGGUCUCUAUGUGGUGGAUUCCAUUGUGAGACAGUCACGGCAUCAGUUUGGAGCGGACAAAGAUGUCUUUGGCCCCAGGUUCACCAAAAACAUCAUGGGAACAUUCGAGAACCUGUGCUUGUGUCCCACAGAGGAUCGGAGUAAGAUAGUACGAGUGUUGAAUCUGUGGCAGAAAAAUGGAGUGUUUAAGAUAGAUGUGAUCCAGCCGCUCUUGGACAUGGCCGCUGGAUCCAGCAGCUCAUCAGGAGUGGACAAUGGUCCUGAUGGGGCAUCUCCACCGUCUCCGGUGAGAGAGCAGGAGCAGAGUCAUCCUGUGGUGUCGUCAAACUCCAUGACAGCAACUGUGCCUCAGCUUCAGAACUCAGAUGCUUUUGCAGCAGUUGCUCAACUGAUUCAAUCCUCUCAAGGACAGAAGCUUCAGCAGAUGCUUCAAAACUUUCAGCCUCCAGGAAAACCUCAGUCUCCAACUGUAGACAAUAACAGGAGUCACAUCCACCUGCAGACUCAGCCAAUGACCGCGACACCAUCUGCCCUUAUACAUCAGCAUCUCCAUCACACACCACAGCAGGUGGAGAAGAAAGCAACUUUCGAUACGACACUUCUGGACCGCUUUGACUAUGAUGAUGAGCCAGAAGCUGGUGAUGAGGGCAAGAAGGACGAAACACCAUCUAUUCAACCCAAUUUAGGAUUUCCUGAACAGCAUCCAGCCAAUCAGUUGCAGCACUUUCAACAACAUAUAAUGGGCAUGUCACAGCACCAGCAGGUUGUUCUGCCAUCAAAUGGACAGGUCCAAGGGUUUGGUCUUAUGACCUCGCAGCCUUUCCCAGGCAUAAUGCCUCCGAUGGGACAGCCACAUGCAGCUUUCCCCCCACAGAACGACACGUUCAACCAGAUCAUGGCUGGACAUCAGCAUCAGGAAAGGCCAACAAAUUCAGACGCAACCGCGAGUCAUUACCCCGAUGACAAGAGGUCAAGGUCACGCUCAGGAUCAAGGUCUCCUAAAAGGAGAAGGUCUCGUUCAAAUUCCCGUGGCAGACGAAUGCGGCACCGCCGAUCUCGAUCCCGUUCACGAGAGCGCCGGCGUCAGUCACCUCGCUCGCGUUCUCAGGAAAGGAGAGAUAGGGAUAGGGAACGAGAGCGGCGGCAGAAAGGCCUUCCGGCUGUAAAGAACAACACUCUCAGUGUAUGCAGUACAACAUUAUGGGUGGGGCAGCUGGAUAAAAGGACACAACAGCAGGAUGUGGCUUGUCUACUAGAGGAGUUUGGUCAGAUAGAUUCAAUUAAUAUGAUUCCCCCUCGUGGUUGUGCCUACAUCGUCAUGGUCCAUCGUCAAGAUGCCUACCGAGCUCUGCAGAAGCUUAGCAGAGGUCCAAACAAAGUCAACCAGAAAGCCAUUAAAAUUGCCUGGGCUUUAAAUAAGGGCAUUAAAGCUGAGUUCAAGCAGUACUGGGAUGUGGAGUUGGGUGUGACCUACAUACCCUGGUCCAAAAUCAAACAGGAAGACCUGGAUGUGUUCAAAGAAGGAGGAAUGCUAGACCCUGAUUCUCUCCCACCAGAGUGGAGAGACUCUCAGAGCGAACUAGAGAAAGCCGAGGAGUCUCAGAAUGGGAGACCUGAGGUGAGGAAAAUGGAAGAGACGUCUGCAGUGAUACCUAUGCAGAACCAGGUUCCUCCUGUACAACCAGUCGGGGUCCCACCGCCGGGAUUCUCAGGACACAUGAAUAUGCCACCCCCAUCAUUCCCACCAGGUGUUCCCCCGCCUCCAGGCCCCUUUAUACGGCCAGGCUUUAACCCUAUGCAGAUGCCACCAGGAUUUCUUCCUCCGGGUGCCAUGCCUCCUCUGGGCACCGCUGGGCCUCCUCCACCUUCAGCAGGGAUCAAGAUGCCUGCAGUUGGCGGCUCAGUUGAAGACCUGUCAAGUGAUCCUGCAAGAAUCAACAAUGACGGAACAGAUGGCUUCAACUCAGGAAACCAGGUACCUCCUGGAGGUCCACCGGGGAUGGGCAUGCAAUCACCCCCUGGUCUUUUAGGUUCAAGGCCAGGUUUGAUACCUUUACAGCGGCCCCCAGGGAUGCCACCCCCACACAUGCAACGCUUCUCCAUUCCACCUCCUCGGCCUGGCAUGCCACCCAUGCCCCCACAGAUGAUGCCACCCAGAGGUCCACCUCAGAUGAUGCACCGUGAGCCUCCACCCAGGGGCUUUGGCAUGCCACCUCAUCCCCACGGCAUCAGGGGCCACUUCCCUCCCCCUGGACCACCCUUUAUGAGACCUGGCGGUCCGAGACCGGACGGGCCGAAUGACCACGAGGGAAGGCCGUUCAGGGGCGAGCACUCUGGUCUAGGGAGAGGCAGAGAUAGGGAGCAAGACUGGUUUGGAGGGCGUCGUCCAUUUGGGGAAGGUCACGGCGGGGAGAGGUCAGAAGGUCGAGAACGGUUUGGGGGCUGGCAUGAAGAGCCGGAAAAACAGGGUGGGUGGGAAAGAGAGCGGGAACGAAGAGAUUGGAGGCGGAGUCCGGAAGGAGAGAGGGAUCGAGGGAGGGACGGUGGUGAGGAGCGAAGCAGACGCUCAGGCAGAGAACCAGGGACUCGAGAGAGAAGCACACGUUGGGAUAAAGACGAUAGACUCGAUCGACUGGGCAAUGUUGGGGAAGAACCCAGUGAAAAACUUCGAGAGCCGACGAAUAUCAACGAGCCCAACGCAAACUCUGCUAAAGAACUUCCUGAAGCCAUAGCAGACUCAAAAGCUUCCGAACCUAUAGGAGAUAAGAAAUCUGUCCAACAAACACAUACAGAAGAGUCAUAAAAGGCUCUAAAUAUAUGUUAAGUGUCCCUGAGUCGAAGACCUUAUAAGCGGUUCCCAUGUCAGUGCUAAUCCUCAAUACUGAUGGCUGUAAAAAGAAACAACUAAGCAGCGUUACUACACCUGUUUGGAUGCUUUAUACGUGUGAUGCUUGGUUUUUCUGCACAAACCAAGAUUUUCAGAAGUUAAUUUUAUUACGCCGUCUUUGGCAAACGUGGAGCGUUGCCUUGUGAAUUAUUGUCCCACCUCAAUGAAGCUUGAAUGUUGUAUUAAAACAGAAGAAAAAAAGCGAUUAACGAAAUUCUGCUGUAAAUAUGCUAACAUUACUCAAAAAUAUUUGUAGGUUUGACCUUUUUUCUCCAAUUGAAUCCCUUUAGUUUCAAUAAUGGAAAGAUUGACUAAAAUAUGAUAUUAAGACCCCUUUGCUGUAAUGUUUUUAACUUAAUGUUUACGAUGGACAAGAAAUAAGAUGUUUUUAUAAUUGUUUCUGGAGGUAGGAACCUCAAAUAUUUCAGCGAUAGGGAUUUGGUUUUAAUAAAAUAUUUUCAUACCAAAUGAA
This is a messenger RNA of Triplophysa rosa, 3648 nucleotides long. RefSeq names its product SR-related CTD-associated factor 4a (gene scaf4a). The record is from RefSeq and is a predicted model, not a curated record. NCBI's taxonomy places the organism in Eukaryota, Metazoa, Chordata, Actinopteri, Cypriniformes, Nemacheilidae. Gene Ontology annotation, cellular component: nucleus. The transcript is spliced from 20 exons. Gene Ontology annotation, molecular function: RNA binding; RNA polymerase II C-terminal domain phosphoserine binding. Gene Ontology annotation, biological process: negative regulation of termination of RNA polymerase II transcription, poly(A)-coupled. The coding region runs from base 108 to 3092 and encodes 994 amino acids.